UUUACCACGACUAGAGCGAGACACGAAUCAGGACUAAAGCAAUCGGAGACACUUUCUUUGGAUUACUCUUCUCUCGCGCUGUUUCGGAGACGCUUUCUAACCGGAAUCUAUCAUUUGCAGUUUCACUUGAGGCGUUUGGAUUUGCCUACUUUUGCUUACUUGACAACAUCAUGACUCUGGAAGAAGUCGUUAAAGGCAACGUUACUGAGAAAAAGAUGGAUGCUGUGAGUCAAGCCUUAGAGGAGCUGCUGGUUGCAGCACAGCGACAGGACUGCCUUACUGUCGGCGUGUACGAAUCUGCAAAACUAAUGAAUGUAGAUCCAGAUAGCGUGGUGUUAUGCGUCCUGGCUACGGACGAGGAGGAUGAGGACGAUAUCGCGCUUCAGAUUCAUUUCACUCUGUUGCAAGCUUUCUGCUGCGAGAACGACAUCAACAUCCUGCGCGUGUCCGGGCUGAGACGCCUGGCGCAGGUGAUCGGAGAACCAAGUUCGCAAGAAAGCAAUAACAACGGCGAGCCCAGAGAUUUCCACUGCAUCUUGGUCACUAAUCCUCAGUGCCAGCCACUUAAAUGCCAAGCGCUGAAGGAGGUGGGAAAUUACUGCGAUGAGAUCCGCUGCAGGAACCAGUGGGUGCCUUGUCUGUCACUGCACGAACGCUGAAAGACGUCGCGAGCGCGCGCGGAAAGAAAAAAAAAUCAUACCUAACCAUGUCUGGUUCUGUGAGGAGCGGAAGGAAAGAAAGAGGCGAGGGGGGCUUUUUCUUUUUACCCGCUCUGCGUCAGCUACUGUUCAGCCAAGACGCUGAAGGAGGAAACAGAAAGGAAAGUUCCUCGUUGGGCUUCGCGGCCCAGUUUCGUCCUCCGCUGUGAGGGAGCGUUGUUUUGCGGUGGUGGAGAAUGAAGAGGAGGAGAGAAAGAGAGAGAACCGUAGGACCACGCGAUGUAGGGGGACCAAGUGCUCGCAUGCGCGCUGCGUAGGAGCGCGCGCAAUCGGUUUCCCAUGCACCAUGGACAGAAAUCAUAAGAGAGAAUGAAAGAGAGAGACUGUCCGGCAUUGUAGAAACCUAGCUGUAGGACAACUGCUGCUGGACUUUAUUGCUUAACAUUGCAAUUUCUCAUUUGUUGGACUAAUAUUUCUAUGCUACUAUAUCUAUACAUGUGGAAUGCAGCUGCUUUUCACAGCUGCAAAGAGGCCAGUGUUAGAAGACAUGUGGAUGGAUACUAUGAAAUGCUGUUCUUAAAAAAAUAUAUUUUUAUGUUUUUAAUAUUUUUAUGUUUUUGUUUAACUUAUUCCCAAUACUUAAAGAUUAAUAUAUGUUUUGAACAUCGUGUGAACUCAAUGCUGUUUCAAUAAAUUAUUGUGUGAAAAUGAA
Molecule: messenger RNA, 1371 nt
Organism: Clarias gariepinus (North African catfish)
Lineage: Eukaryota; Metazoa; Chordata; Actinopteri; Siluriformes; Clariidae
Gene: gadd45ba
Product: growth arrest and DNA-damage-inducible, beta a
Exons: 4
Coding region: 171-659 (162 amino acids)
Biological process (GO): regulation of cell cycle
Cellular component (GO): nucleus; cytoplasm
Source: RefSeq, a predicted model, not a curated record